Messenger RNA from Penicillium verrucosum, 813 nucleotides. RefSeq names its product acetyltransferase fmaC (gene fma-AT). The record is from RefSeq and is a predicted model, not a curated record. Lineage: Eukaryota; Fungi; Ascomycota; Eurotiomycetes; Eurotiales; Aspergillaceae. The coding region runs from base 1 to 813 and encodes 270 amino acids. The transcript has a single exon.
AUGAUAAAAUGCUUACAUUCUAGCCAGUUCAACUUUACAAAGGAGAUGUUUAUUGCUGAGAUUGCCGAAUAUUUUCAGCAGGCGGGUUUCACAACACUCACCUACGACCCUCGGUCUAUAGGUCAAAGCGAUGGAUCACCGCGCAAUAACAUCGAUCCCUCUCGUAAUGCGGCCGACUAUCAUGACGCUCUGAGCUUUCUCAAAACCCAUCCACUAGUGGACCCAUCAUGUAUUGCCUUUUGGGGGUUUUCCUUCAGCGGAAUGGUGGCUUUGACGGCUGCUGCCCUUGACAAGCGGGCUAAGGCGGUGGUCGCUGUCUGCCCACUAAGUGUGUUUGAAUAUCCCCCCGAGAAAUGGCCCGGGGUGUUAUCCAAGGCCAUGAAGGACCGGGAGUCACAGCUUGGGGGUAAUAAGCCCUUUUACAUUCCAAUGAUCACCGAUACGGGCGAGAACCCCGCAGGCUUCGGCUCGGGGAUCGAUCAGGAAGGCUUCAAUCUGAUCAUCGGAGCCAAGUCUCUGGUUCCCAAUUUUGAACUGCCGACCACCCUUCAAAGUUACUAUCACAUCGCCGCAUGGCAGCCCUUAGGGCUGAUGCCUUUCGUGUCGCCAACCCCGGUCAUGGUGGUCACCCCGGAACUCGACCUCGUUUCGCCAGCCAUAAAGCAGAAGAAUCUAAUCUUUGAUAAGUUUGAUGGAUCCAAGCGGCAUUUGGUGGUGCCUGGGAAAGGACAUAUGGAUGUUUUGAGUGGAAAUGACUUUGGGCUAGUCCUGGAUGCGCAGGUGGAGUUCUUGCGUGGCAUUUUCAGUGUGUGA